Messenger RNA from Vigna unguiculata (cowpea), 3702 nucleotides. RefSeq lists its product as uncharacterized. The record is from RefSeq and is a predicted model, not a curated record. NCBI's taxonomy places the organism in Eukaryota, Viridiplantae, Streptophyta, Magnoliopsida, Fabales, Fabaceae.
AUGGGUGAAGUUCCUAGCUACUGUCGUUGGGUGUAUGACCGUUGUUACAGUGGUAGGAGAGGCUUGAAGGAAACUUUUGUGAUAGGAGUUGAACAGUUUAUUCAGAUUGCUCGACAAUAUAAAUAUUAUGCUCUUGAGGGAGGGAUUAGAUGUCCCUGCAUUAAGUGCGAAUGUACUCAUAUUUUGAAAGAUGAGGAAGUUAAAGUUCAUUUAUACAAAAAAGGAUUCAUGCCAGAUUACUGGAUUUGGACAUUUCACGGUGAAGAAGUGCCCUCUGUUUAUUUGGGUGAACAUGACACACAUUUACCUAGUUCAAGCACGGUGGAUCAUACCUUUGAGAUGAAUCAAAUUAUGUAUAUGCAAGAGAUGUUGAGUAAUGCUCUUGGCCAACAUGAUUCAUUUGAAGAAGCAGACGGGAGUCAUUUAGAAGAGUCUCCAAAUGACUUCAGUCAGAGAUUUUACAAUUUAUUAGCAGAUGCCAAUGAACUUGCAUUUGAAGGGGUUACAGAGUCUAAAUUGUCAGUAUGCAUCAGACUUUUGUCCCUCAAAUCCAACUGGAACAUUCCCAACCAAGCAUUGGACAACAUUGCAAAACUCAUUUUAGAUCUAACACCACCAAAUAAUUCUUUGCCCAAGAAUUACUAUGAAGCAAAGAGAUUAGUUUCAAAGUUGGGAUUGGAGUAUAAGAAGAUUGAUUGUUGUAUGAACGACUGUAUGUUUUUCUAUGACAAUGAUAAUGGAAAAAUGAUGCAUCUUUGCUCCAAUGCAAAUUUUGUGGACACCCUCGAUAUCGUACACUCCAUGGAGGCCAGAGGCAAAAAAAAACCAAUUCCAUUGAAGUCCAUGUUCUACUUGCCUAUAAUUUUAAGACUACAAAGAAUGUUUGCUUUAAUGCAAACAGCACAACAUAUGACAUGGCAUGAUGAGAACAAAAUAGAAGGCAUGCUACGUCAUCCAUUCGAUGGACAAGCUUGGAAGCACUUUGAUCGAAAGCAUCCUUCCUUCGCCAGUGAUCCCCGUCCAUCUAAUCCAAAGGCAUCGAUAGAUGUUUAUCUAGAGCCUUUGAUUGAUGAUUUGAAUAAGCUGUGGAGUGGUAUUUGGACGUAUGAUGUUUCAAGGAAGCAAAAUUUCCUAUUGAGGGCAGCUUUAAUGUGGACUAUUAAUGACUUCCCUGCAUAUGGGAUGUUAUCCGGUUGGAGCACACAUGGUAGAUUAGCCUGUCCGCAUUGUAUGGAGCAUACUAAGUCGUUCACAUUGAAUUAUGGUCAGAAAAGUUGUUGGUUUGAUUGUCAUCGUCGAUUCUUGCCAAGUGACCAUCCAUUUAGGAGAAACACUAGGGCAUUUCGCAAAGGGGAAGUUGAAACGGAUGGGCCACCUCUGAGGUUGACUCCAUCACACCUUUGGAGAAGAGUCAAACAUUUUCCAAAAGUGACUGAAAGUGGUCUCAUAAGGAUCGAUGGGUAUGGAGAGUGGCAUAAUUGGACUAAAAAAACUAUCUUUUGGGAUCUUCCAUAUUGGAAAGAUAACUUGCUAAGACAUAAUCUUGAUGUCAUGCAUAUAGAAAAGAAUUUCUUUGACAACAUCUUCAACACAGUGAUGAAUGUUAGUGGUAAGACAAAAGAUAAUGACAAAGUAAGAAGAGAUAUUGGUUUAUAUUGUCGGCGCAAAGACUUGCAGUUGAAGUCACAGGGCGAUGGGAAGUGGCUCAAGCCAAAAGCAAAUGAUACGAUGACAAAAGAUGAAGCUAAAAUAGUUUGUCGUUGGAUCAAAGAGCUUAGAAUGCUAGAUGGUUAUUCUUCAAACUUGGCAAGAUGUGCUGAUAUUGAAAAGGGUAGUAUUCAUGGUAUGAAGAGUCAUGAUUGUCAUGUAUUCAUGGAGACAUUACUCCCUAUUGCGUUCAGCUCGUUGCCGAUACAUGUGUUAAAUCCUCUAAUAGAAAUUAGUCAGUUCUUCAAAGACUUGUGCUCAACGACACUGAAGGAGGAUUCAUUACAAAAACUAGAGGAAAAUAUUCCUCUUAUUAUUUGCAAAUUGGAAAGAAUAUUUCCUCCAGGAUUCUUUGAUUCAAUGGAGCAUCUCCCUAUUCAUCUUCCAUAUGAAGCAUGGCUUGGCGGACCAGUACAAUAUAGGUGGAUGUAUCCAUUUGAAAGAUUUAUGGGGGAAUCAAAGCGUUCUGUAAAAAAUAAAGCCAGAGUAGAAGGAUCCAUUUGUGCAACUUACUUGCAUCCUGAGCAAAUACCUCAAGGAACGUCUUCUACCAACAUAUACUCAAAUUUUCCUCAUUGGUUUAGAAACCAAGUUUACAACGAGCCAUUAUGUGUUAGAAAUCAAGAGUUAAGGGAUUUGGCAAACCAACCCAUGAGAUGCGUGAAGGAGUGGCACACAUACUUUGUCAAUGGAUACAAAUUUCACACUAAUGCAUGGUCGAACGAGAAGAAGACAAUUAAUUGUGGUGUGUACGUGAAAGGCCUCACAGAGGGUGGUUAUGAUGAUUUUUAUGAAAUAAUUCAUAAAAUAUAUGAGCUAGAGUACAACACCUCUACUUAUCCAAAGAAAGUUGUUCUUUUUUAUUGUGAAUGGUUUGAUCCUUCUAGAAAUGGUACAAGAGUACAUCCUACGUAUAAUACUGUCGAACUUCAAAUCAAUUUAAGAUACCCACCAUUUGAUCCAUUCAUUCUAGUAAAUAAUGUUAAACAAGUUUAUUAUGUCUCGUAUCCAGCAUUUCGGAACAUCAACAAACGUGGUUGGUGUGUUGCAAUACAAACUAAGCCUAGGGGUCAUGUUGAGUCAAAUGAGGUGGAAGAUGAUAUUCCCUAUCAAGUUGAUGAAAUGUCACAUGCCCAUCAAAUAAUUGAAGUUGAAGGUGUCUCUACAUUGCAUGACCUUGGUGGGGAUGGUGAAGAAUUGGAAGAAGAUGAAUGCACAAUGUCAUCCAGGGGUCCACCUAAUCCUGGCAAGGGGAAAGAGGUAGCAAAACCAAAAAGGGCACCAAAAAGGCCACGCUACCUGAUAAAAGUUCCUCCUGCAAGACCAUCCAUAUCCAGUCCAUCCACUCUUGCUGACACACAUAGUGCAGCCUUACAGUCAAUCUUUGUAGGUCUUGCACCCAUACCAUUACCUUCACCUAGUGAUCCUGCCUCUUCUGGUCCCACUAAUGCAGAUGCUGCUUUUGUUGACCCUCCUCCCAAUGAACGACCCACAAUUGAACCUUAUGGGAAAGGGUUUUAUCCUUCUAGAGUUGCUUCCCAGGCCAUCACAAGGCUCAGUGGAGACCUGAGCAUGAAGCUCAAAUUCACACAAAUUUUAACUCUAGAGCUUCACAUAGGCUCUUGGAGAUGUUUAGAGAGGCCAGAAUUCUAUAAUAUGUGGCGUGCACGAGCUAUGGCUAACCGUAGGAGGAGGAACACAGCUGGAGCUGAUGACAUAGCUCAGGCGAUCCAUCGUAUGGUGGACGCGAUGCAACCCAUAGCGGCGCCACCCAGAGCUGUAGUGGCACCUACCCGACCAGUAUCUAUGGAGGAUUUCAUGAAACACCGGCCAGCCAAGUUCUCUGGUAAGGCCACUCCUGGUGAGGCAGAUGCCUGGAUGCGAGAAUGCGAGAAGAUCUAUCGAGUGCUGGGGUGCACGGAUGAGCAGAGGCUGUUGUUUGUCACAUUUCUCCUGGUGGCAGACGCAGAGUAUUGGUGGCAGGGGAUGCAGUAG